AGGCAGACAAGUCAGCCCAGAGACCUCUGAACAACAUCUAAGAAAAUAAGAGGCAGAGAGCCAUGCAGAGUCCAACCAAGAUGAACAACGGGCCGAACCCUGUGACCACAGCAACCAAGGAGCAACCACUGGACAGCGAGACUGAUGGGACCUGUCCAACACAGAGUGAACCAGAUGCACAAGAAGACAGUAAAUCAGCUGCUCCUUUUGACAACGAAACAGUCAUCACACCACAUGAGAAUGAACAGAGAGCAGAAGCACCUACAAGUGUGGCAGUCACACAAGCUACAGUGAAUAAGUCUGCCGUUCAGUCACUGGCUGAGCCAUCUGGCAACACAGGAGAGGUGGAGACGGACUCGGGUACAAAGCCAAGUGCCCCCACAGAACCACGAGCUGAUACAAAUACAAAUCCUGGAAGUGAGGUGCAAAAAGCAAAGAAACAGGAUAAAAUUGUACGUGAUGGUAGGAAAUAUGUUCCGUCCAAGAAGGCCAUGAUAGAUCCUCUGAAGAUGGACAUGUCAAAGCCACUCGUUAUUCCUCUUACAUCGUCUCAGCUCUCCCUGCAGUGUAUGGAGUGCCACAUAAUCUUCAGUGAUCACAAAAGCAAAGAGCGUCACUUGAAGUUGAGCCACCCAGCAGAAUAUGAGCAAUGCAUACUGAGAAACGCACUCUUCGCCUGCUAUGUUUGCGAUCGUCACUUCACAAACUCCAUUGAACUCAUGGCCCACCAGAAAGCCCACAUAGAGAAGAAACCCUUCAAAUGUCCAAUCUGUAGCCAAGCAUUCAACAAAUCGUCAGAGCUCACCCUCCAUAAAAAAAUUCAUUUUGGCCAGGAUGGUUAUGCCUGCACGGACUGUGGCAAACCAUGCAAAACCCUGACGUUGCUUAAGUACCACCGCCGCACACACACUGGAGAGAGGCCUUAUGUUUGCAAGGAGUGUGGGAAGAGGUUCAGCAUGUCCAAAGCUUUGCAGAAACAUAUGGUGUCACAUUUGCCAGAGGGAGUUGAAGAAGAUAAGGGUGACGCCACAUCCAAAGCAAGGCUGAAGAAAAAUGAUGGUGUUUCUACAGUUAAGUACCCCUGUCCUGUAUGCAAGGCCACUUUCAAGACUACCAAAACACGGCUACAUCACAUGAAAACCAAGCACAAUAUGUUACCUGCAGCAUCCAAUAACACCCUUCCAGCUGGGCAGCAAGUGAAACCAAAUACUCCAAUCAUAACUCCCAUAUCAAUUUGCCAACCAGCACUACUACAGGUGGAGCCCAAUGGACCUCUCCAAAAAGUUGAUGCUGAUAUUGACACAGAGCAGAUUCGCAGACUAAUUGAAUCUUUGGGAAAUGUGCAGAAAGUGAACCAGGUUGUCAUAUUGGGGCAGGUGCCACUGCAUGCCCCCCCAUUGGAAGUGCAGCAGGUAUCAGAACUUUCAGAACCAGUAUCUUUGAAUUUGAAUCCAGCCCAGAUAGAUUUCACAGGACUAAAACAGAUAGAACAGAAGGUAGUAGAACUGGAUUUUUCAAACACAUAUGAUCCAAUGGAGCAAACAAUCAUACUUGAACCAAUUACUCCAGAUGGACAGUUGGAAAACCUAUCUUUAGGUUCUCACAUAGCAGCAGGUGAAAACAUUGAGCUAACCCUUGUUCAAAGUGAACAAAUAGAGAGACCUGAGGGAGAGAUGAUGCAUCAAAUUCUUCAACAGCCUGAGAUUAAUGCAAUUCAGUCUGUUCCCAUGGAUCAAGGGGUUUGUCAUUAUGAGGGAGCUGACCUCAAACAAAACUUUGAGCAAACUGUCAUAUUAGAACUUACCCCCACCUUGAUACCAACUGUGGAGCUUGAACAGUCCCAAAAUAUGCAACCAAACGAAAUCCCAUCCACUUUAUUUGUACCAACUACUGAACUGAAAAAGACUCCUGGUCCCACUAUAGUACGUGAGCAGGAGACCAGCCUGUCAGUCCCACCAUUUAUGCCUACAGUUGAGCUGGAAAUGACACCUUUACAAACAGAACAACACGAGCUUCCUACUUGCCCUUUUGUUCAAUCGGACACACCUAGACAAACUCCAAAUGAAUCUGAAACUAAUCUCAAAGAAGAAGCAGAUUCACAGAUGCAAAUGGUAAGUCUAGAUCAGGCCCACUCAUUGACAAACAGUGCCACGCCACAAGAGUCCCCAGAGAACACUGCACAAGAACCAUCUGAGGAAUUGCUGGUAGAGAGAAGGAAGAGUCAGGAACAGGUGGAGAACCUGUCUGAAGUAAAGGACACAUUUCCUAAAGAGAUGGUCUCAUCACAAUUAGAUACCAAGGAGGUGCCACAGAUCUCAGAGUUACCAGUAAAUGUAAUGUCAGCUCAAGAACUGGUGAAAGUACGGAAAAGAAAGCCAGCAAGGGCGUUUAUCUUUCAAGGGUAUAUGCAAGAACUCAUAGGGUCCAUACAAAAUGAGGAUUUACAAAUUGGUGCCAAACCUGCCAAACGCCAAAGAACAAAAGGAUCUCAUCUUGUUGUUAAGUUUGGCCCACAAAGUAAAGAGAGAAAAAAUAAAAAACAGAAGAAGCAAUCACAGCAACGCCAGUCAAUCCAGGAAGAAGUGACAAGAGGUAAAACAACAAAUCUCUCAGAUAAAAAGGUGUCCUCUCAGAAAAAGGGAAGAAAAGGGAAAAAAGACAAGAAAGCAGGGCAUUCAGUAUCGACAACUGAAAUAAAAUCACCUUCAUUAACCAAGGACCCAAAUGUGCCUCAAAUCAAAGAGGAUACAAGAAAAAUUAAAAUGAAAAAGCAAGAAGAUGUGGAUGUGGCUAGGGAUGAUGUUCAGCCCGUAAGUGAGAACAAGGCUGUGGCCUCACCUGUAUUUAAAAAGAAAAAACAAUCAAAAAUAAUGCAAAAAGGUCGGUCCAAAAAUGCAAACAAUGGGAAGAUGACAAGGAAAGAACGAAAGAAGAAGGACGCAAAAAUUGGUACAAAAGCGAGCACUGCCUCAGCAGACACACCUGGCCCACAUAUAACACAAGAUUCCCUCCUUCUGCUGAAAGGUCAUAAACAGCCUCAGCUGAAAGUUCACAAGUUAGACCCUUUAAAGGCACCAGGGCAGGCUCAAGAAGCUUCACCUCAUGAUUCCCCAACAUCUCCACAUACAACAAAUGAGUCUGCAAAUAAUCUCACAACUGAAGGUAAGAAAAAAGGAGGGAGACCCAAAAAGAACCAGAAAGCUCUUUCAUUGCUCUCCUCUCUACAGGUGCCCCAACAACCUCCUGAAACUCUGCCCAUUGAGCCAAAGACAACCCGGAAACGUAAAGCCUCCUCGAAAGUGGAAACAGAAGGAGUGAUAACCUCCUCUCACUCCAAGCGUGUCUUAGAGUGUAAGAACUGUGGGGAAAGAUUUAGUGAAGUCUCGUCUCUUCAGAAGCAUAAGGCAACAGUGCAUAUUGUAGAGAGUCCUGGUCUUACUUACACCAAUGGUAACGUCUUUGAAGGGGUCUCUAGGUUAGAUCUUAAUCAGCUUCCAAAGAAGCAUGGUGGGGUCAUUGGGGUAAUGACUGCUGCUACAGGCUGGGAUACUGAGCCUGAGAUGGGGGAGAUGACAUUAGAAGACAGCGACCGAAGUGUCUCUUUUCCUGCUUUGAUUCCAUCUCCAUCUUUACCUGUUCCACCUACCGAUCUGGAAAUGAUUGGAUAUGAAAACAAGGGUGGAGAUGAGACUGGAACAGAUAGUCAGUCGCAUACCAUAUCAAACAUUCCCUCAAUCUCUGAUCAAAUUAAAAAUACCUCAUCUGAAUGCCAUUUAAAUACCUCUACCCAGACAAAGAAUCUUGAGGCAGGAGAGCCUUUGGUGUUAGAUGCAGACAAGCAAGAAGAAGGUACCCUGAGGAAUCCCAGUUCAGAAUCUGAAGUCCAGGCUACAACGGAUGAAGACAUCAAGGAGGAUUUACUUCUUGAGGUAGAUUUAGUCACUGUUGGGGAGCACAAUGAAAGAGACGAUAUAGCCUCACCGCAAGACAGCAUUUCCCAAAAUGGAUUAAAUGGAACCUGUAAUACAACUACUGGAAGCACUGGAACACUCAUACCUCCUGAUCAAGUUGAUAAUGAAACAACUGAAAAAAGUCAGUCUUCGCAUACUGUGUCAUGUGCCACGCAACAAGUAGAGAUCAAGGAAGAGGAGGAAGAGGUGCUUGUACAGAAGAAAAAAGGAGGCAAAGGAGCUGCAACAAGGAACGCUACAAGGGGUAGGACGCGAGGAACGGGACAUCCAAAGAGGGGUGUGAUCUCAAGGAAAGUUUUAGCUACAGAUGCCAUCAGAGGAACAGAAUCAGAGAAAGAACAGGAUGAUUGCCAUGUAGUUUUCGAAAAACAUGCUGUCGCCUCUGAUUCAGAAACAAAUGCAGAAGGUGAGACCUGUAUACAGACUUUGCAGCCAGAGAUCAGUCCUGAAUUUGAUGCUAAUGAAGGUACUUUUCCCGUCACAUCUUUGCCUUCCAUGCCUUCUACGUUAGAAAGAUCUCCUGAAGAGCAAGUUGUGUUUGAGUUGGAGUCUGUUACCACAAAUGUUGAGGAGGUAAUGAAUGAAACAGGACUGCAAAGAGGAGAGGAUGAGCAUAACGGGGUUGCUGACCAAUCUCCAGUCAUCAUACUUGAGAAGUUCCUUACCUCUAGCCAAAGAGCGAUGGCUGACAAUGAGCAUUGCUUGAUGACAGCAAGGAACAAUCAAAGACAGGGUUUGGACCGCAUUGUAGAGAAUGAAGUACAGGGCCUUGGGAGCCAGGAGAUCAAAGUUGAAGAGAACAUCUCAGAUCCACCUCCAGUUGCACCGACUUGUCAAGAUAAACAAAGUGCAACUGUGCAGCCACAGCCCCAUCGUGAUAUAAGGACUGUUCUGGUGAAGGAGGAGAAUAGCCUCAUUCUGAAUGAUGGUCAGGACACACAGGGCUGCAGACACAUCCGAUGGAACGUGGAGCAAAUAAACAUUGAAAACUCAGCCAGUCCAUUAAUGGAGAUUGGAGAUACAUGUCGUGUUACCCCUGACUUCAAUGCCAACCACUGUAUCUUCUAUCCAGUGAAGGAAGAAGAAAGAGAGGUUCUGCUGGGAGCUGCUCAAACUAACAAUGGAAGUUUAACCACUGAGGCAUCCACUGAUGCCCAACAGACAGAAGAUCAAACAGCAGAUUGUAUUUUACAUGAAGGGAAUCAUGUCACACGAGAAUACCAGGAUACAAGAGUGAGAAGUCUAAUGCCAGAACCAGGUGAUAACUUUGCAGGUGGAGAAGACACUGAAUGGCAGCAUCCACCAGACCUGCAGAGCUUUCUUCUCCAGAGUUCUGAUGAGGAGGACAUUGGAAGUUUUGAAUUGUCUAAUCCUCACAUCUACUCAGAAGCAGAAGCAAUGGCCUAUUUCUACAAGAACCAAAAAAACAGCUCACAACAGCCAGAUGAAACUUCACAAAAGUUGCCAACUUCAUCCAGCCAGCUCCACGCUUCAGGACAGGAGAGCAGGAUCAGAGAGCCCAUUGAUUACUUUUCCAAGUAUUUUGGUUGGGAUACCUGGGUAGAAAUUGCCCACUGCACAGACAAAAUGUCCAGCAUGCCUAUCCCUGUCACAGCCAGAGAGGUGGCGCAGUUUGUUGGGAUCCACAUUGCAAUGGGAACUUUGAAGUUUCCCUGUCCCAAGCUCUACUGGGAGGAAUUGACUAAAGUGCCCUUGAUUGCUGAAGCCAUGCCACUUUCCCGGUUCCUUGAGCUGUCAGGCGUGUUGAAACUAGCUUCUCCUGCAAAGACAUCAGCCAACAGUAAUGUUGGAGAAGAAAGAAAUGAUAGUGACUUUCAAGAUGCGCAUCAAGGUAAAACUUUCACAAGCGGGCAAAGUGAAAAUUCUCAGCAUGGUGACAGGCAUUGCCAGGGGAAUACACUGAAUGUCCUGAACAGUUCAAAAACACAGAAGGAUCCCUUGUGGAAGGUUCAGCCAUUGUUGGGCCGCUUCCUAGAGGGGUGCCAGUCUUUAACACGAGAGGGUGAUUCUGCAGUUGAUCAGUAUCCACUUCCUUUGACUGGCAAGAUGUACAAUAACAAGCUAUCUCUCUACUGCACUACAUUAAUUGGAUUUGGGGGUUUACUCUUACAUGUGGAUCUUAAACUGGAUCUGUCAGACAAAGAAAAUGCUGUAGAAAAAAUGGUCCCAAAAGGUAGUAUGGUGUUCCUGUGCAAGCAGGAACUUUCCACCCCUGCAAUGCUUGAACGCCUGUUAGUUGCUGGAAUCCAUGGUGCAGGCAGGGUGGGAGGAGAAAGAGGACAGAUUGGGGAUGAGUUUGUAAGCUCAAAUGGGAAGCUAAUGUUACGCAGAUCACACUGUGGGUUCAUACUUUCUACUGCGGGACAUGGUCAGAGAAACAUGGCCUCUCUGAUUGACAACUUUGAGAAGGCCCAAAUGUCGGCUCGUCUCAACAGAGAUUUGCAAAACCUUUACUCUAUCCCUCUCACUGCCGCCACUCCAACUUGCUGGCCUCAAGCAGUGCUCUGGUACCUCACAGAUCUGGCUUUGGUCAACUCCUGGCUCCUGUACAGACAGGAUCACAGGGCAGCAUCUGCACCUUUGACGCUCAUGGCCUUCAGAUUGGAGGUGUCCAAAGCUUUGAUCCUCUCCAGCAGCUCAGACACCCAGGACUCAGUUCCACCUCAACCCCCUACAGAGAACACUCAUACAACAAAUGAAACCCCCAAUCCUAGUCUGUUAGAGGAAAGUCCUCUCCCAGAUGCAGCCACACGGUACGAUGGUUUGGGCCACUGGCCAGAACAGCUCGGGGAGGGAGAAGGGGGCAGGUGCCGCUUUGGGGACUGUCAGAGAACAUCUCGAGUGCUAUGCCUUAAAUGUUGUGUCUUUCUAUGCAUCUCACGCAACCACAACUGCUUUUUAAAUUUUCAUAAUCAAUGCAGUUCGGGAAAAGAGUAGCAUUCAUAACAGAUUUCCCCUUUUUUGUUAACAUCUUGCUUUCUGAUCCAGAAUGUAACUGUGCUUUUGGUCAAAGUCAAAGUCAGCUUUAUUGUCAAUUUCUUCACAUGUUAAGGCAUACAAAGGAAUCGAGAAGACGUUUCUCACUAUCCCACGGUGGAACAGAUAAAGUGCACAGGCACAACAGAUAAGACAGAUGAAUCUAAAUGUAAAUCCAGUUUAUCAAAAAGUAGUAUCAUUUCGUCUGUCCUUACAACUUUUCCAUGAUGCCUUUCACUGGCAGUGUCUCACUUUUUGUAGGAUAAUUGUGCUGCAAUAUCAAAAAAUGAAAUGCUUUGUGAUGUGGCUUGUGAUGUCAUUGAGCAGGUGUAAAAAUGAAUUUGCCUUCAGAAAGAUACGUGAAAAGAGUCAUAGCCAUACACUUUGUGCUGCAAAGAAAGUGAAAAUUAUUAUUUUAACAUUGCGGACACCAUGAUGUUUUUUACUAUUUAUUUUAGCCUGAUGUAAUUUACAGUCAUGAAGAGCUUGUUUUGGCUCUAUGGAUUUUAACAUUAUUUAUUUGAAUUUCAGAAAACAAUAAAAGACAGAUUUUAAAAAUG
Scomber scombrus (Atlantic mackerel) is the source of this 7528-nucleotide messenger RNA. RefSeq lists its product as uncharacterized. Gene Ontology annotation, molecular function: DNA-binding transcription factor activity; RNA polymerase II cis-regulatory region sequence-specific DNA binding. Gene Ontology annotation, biological process: regulation of transcription by RNA polymerase II. The record is from RefSeq and is a predicted model, not a curated record. The transcript is spliced from 10 exons. NCBI's taxonomy places the organism in Eukaryota, Metazoa, Chordata, Actinopteri, Scombriformes, Scombridae. The coding region runs from base 63 to 6929 and encodes 2288 amino acids.